This is a messenger RNA of Physella acuta, 521 nucleotides long. RefSeq lists its product as uncharacterized. Gene Ontology annotation, molecular function: carbohydrate binding. NCBI's taxonomy places the organism in Eukaryota, Metazoa, Mollusca, Gastropoda, Physidae. The record is from RefSeq and is a predicted model, not a curated record. Gene Ontology annotation, biological process: cell adhesion.
AGACAUUUUAGUAUGUUUUUAAAAAGUCAAAAGGCUUGAAAAUAAAAAUGGGCCUAAUACUAGCAAUUUGGGCGUUAAUUGUGUGUAGUUUGUUUUCAUCAUUAACUGCCAUAACUGAAGACGAGCUUGAUGGUGUACUAAAGCAAUUUGAAGCAGAUUUAUUAGAUGGCUUUGAAAUCCUUAAUGUGAAUUACUAUGAAGAAGGUAGAGGCAACUUUGGAAAUUCUCUCAACUUUCCGCAAUUGUCUGGUUUCAAGAGGGUUGUAAUUCGAAUCACAUUUAAGAAGCCUUUUCCCAUCCCACCUGUUGUCCUCUUUACUGUAUAUGGUAUUGAUGCACAAAUGAAUGCAAAGAUCAGCAAAGUUGCUUACGCAAGAGAUAUAACAGAAACAGGCUUUGAAGCUGUGUGUGAAACAUGGUCUGGUCAAAUAAAUGCUAUUUGGUAUCACUGGAUUGCGAUUAGUCGUUAGACUAAAAAAACAACUCUUAAUCAGAAAAUAUUUGCAGAGGGUUAAGUCUAA